Messenger RNA from Lasiosphaeria miniovina, 354 nucleotides. RefSeq lists its product as uncharacterized. The record is from RefSeq and is a predicted model, not a curated record. Bases 93 to 353 code for a protein of 86 amino acids. The transcript has a single exon. Lineage: Eukaryota; Fungi; Ascomycota; Sordariomycetes; Sordariales; Lasiosphaeriaceae.
UGCUCUGUUGACGGGGGCCCUUCUCCCCCUUGUCAGCGGGACGCGGGGAGGCGUUUCAAAUAUCAAUUUAGGGGCUAACCAUCUGGCACUAGAUGAUAUACGUCGUGUUGGUUUUCUUGGUCAUCGCGACGGCGCACAACACGGACUCGGUCCGGGGCGCCAAGCCGCUGUCGGUCAGCUCCUUCUUCGCCAUCAUCGCCGUCGCCAUCAUCGCCGUCGCCUUCAGCAAGACGGCCGCGUCGCUGACGCUGCUGCGCCUGACCGUGGCCCGGUGGCAGCGCGUCGUGCUCUGGGUCAACGUCGCCUCAGUCAACAUCGUCAUCUGGAUGUGCGCUGACCGACUCUGCCGGUAAG